Molecule: messenger RNA, 9717 nt
Organism: Chionomys nivalis (European snow vole)
Lineage: Eukaryota; Metazoa; Chordata; Mammalia; Rodentia; Cricetidae
Product: leucine-rich repeat-containing protein 37A3-like
Exons: 15
Coding region: 873-9710 (2945 amino acids)
Molecular function (GO): protein binding
Source: RefSeq, a predicted model, not a curated record
GGGCACCUCCCGCGCCCGGGGGAAUGCGGGUCCCUCCAGCUCGGAGAGCUUCGGCUGCAGGGACUAGCGUCGGGCACAGGUCUCCAGAGGGUGGUGAGCCAGCGUGGCCCUGAGCCGCCCGCCCUCCUCAUGCCCUUGUGGCCUCGGAGGGAGCCUCGGUCGGUGCAGGGAGAAGUCUCCCGGUGGAGAAGGGAGGGGACUCAUGGGAACUGAGGCAGGAGAUUGGCGCGCACGCCCUGCGCCUCCCACAGCGUUCUCCCUGCUUGGCCUUCUGUGUACAAUCCGGGUCUUCCCCAACGCUGCAGGGGACCCCGGUUUCCACACCAUCGUCAAGUUUUACUGGGCGAGGGACGUGCAGAGAGCUCCAAACGCAUGACCGGAAGCCUCCUCUCCAGGCGUGGCUGGUGAAGGACCCCAGCACUUCUCGGGAGUUGAACCCAGAGCCUGCGGAACUUGGCACUGAGUAUCUGAAUGAUGAACCUUCAAUCCAAAAAGAAGACCCAGCUCACCAUCAGCUUCCUUCUGAGGAACCAUCAGUUCAUCCUGAAAUACGUGGUCCACCUCCAAAUAGAAAUGAAGCUCAGCACUCAAACCUGCCAAAUGUGACAGUGAAUCCUGUGGCUUCAGAGGCAGAUAAGGAGGUACAAGCUACUCUGGGCCAGCAGCAGACCCUAGCCCAGUUUGCAGAGAGUUCUGAGUUGUUGGAACCUUCAUCAACCCAACAAGAGGCCCCAGCUCAGAUUUUAGAGCUUCCUGAAAACCUUGGAAAUUCUGGUAGCCAGCUAAAAGCUCCAGCUCUGCCUACAAAGCUUCCCAAAGAAACCAGUCCUCUAGUUGAGCAAGAAGGUACAGUUCCAGUUCCAGAAUCCUCUAUGCAGAGUAUAGCUAACCACAGUUCAAAACCUCAAUUUCUCCAUUAUACUUCGCCCAUGAUUACAGGUAAGCCUGCAGAUAUGGAACCUAAAAUAACUGCUGAACCUAGAUCAGAGAAUGAGUCAUCUCCAUAUGAGGAGGAGACUCCAACUCAGAUUCCCGGUCCUCCUGUUGAAACUGAACAUUUCAUCAGCCAGCAGCAGCAGCCAACUGAACCUUCUGAGUAUUCUGAGGAGGCUGAAUCUUCUGGAGUUGAUUUGGAGUCUCCAGUUCAGCCUCAAGAGGAAACAGAGGAGUUAGGACCUUUACCAAUGCAGCCGGAAGAUUUAUCUCAACAUCCAGGUCCUCUUCUGGAGGAUGACUCUAAUCUCAGUGAACUAGAGCAGCCAGGUCAACUUUCUGAGUCUCCUGAGGAGGUAGAAUUGGGUUCUGGAAACCAGCCAGAAGCUUCAGUUCAACCUGCAGAGCUCCCUCCAGUUGAACAAGAGGCUCCACUUCAAACUCCAGAGUCCCCUAUUGAGAAUGUGGUUGAAACUCCACCAAUUCACAAAGUCCAGCCAGAUCCAAAUGAAGAGCACCAUUAUUACUUACCACAUGUUACAGUUAGACCCGUGGAUGUGGCACUUACCAUAACUUCAGAACCUACCAAGGAGACGGAAUCUUCUCUGACCCAGCAGGCAUCCCCAGUGCAUCCUUCGGAGUAUACUGAGCAGAUGGAACCCUUUCUCCAUGAGGAGAAGCUUCCAGCUCAGGCUUCAGAGCCUUCUGGAGAGGGUCAAUUUCAAAGCCAGCUGGAGGUACCAGCUCAAGCCUUAGAGUAUGCUGAAGAGUUUAAACCUUCUGCAACUGAGCAGGAACAAGCAGCUCAGUCUCCAGAGCAUCAUGAAGUGACAGAUUUGCCUCCAGAUCACUAUCAAACUCAGCAUUCUAGCCUGUCUUAUGUGACUGGUCAACCUCCAGAUCUGGAGAUUACAGUAACAGAGAAUCCUGUAGCUGCGAUGGGAACUGUGUACCAUGAGGCUACAGCAUCUGAAGAGGUUGAACGGUCAAAACAACAGGGUGUUUUAUAUCAGUCCCCAGAACCUAUUCUGCAUCAUAAACCUCUAAGCCAGCAAGAAGACACAACUGGAAUAUCACAGAUCUCUGAAGAAGGAAAACCCUUUCCAGCACAGCAGGAGACUUCAGAACAGAUGCUAGAGCUGCCCGAUGAAGAACUUCCAGGUUACCAUGAGGUAACAGUUUCAUCCCUGGGUCAUGGUCAAGUUUAUUUUUCAGCAUCACACAAUAUCCCAAUUGAUCAUCAAACCAACCCUAAAGAAGAUCAUCAUUCUCCAGUUAGUCAAGGGGUCCCAACCCAACCUGAAGAAUUUCCUGAGGAACCGUAUCCAAGUCAGCAGGGGAGCUCAACUUGGCCUUCAAUAACAGAUAGGUUUUCUUCAUCUGCAGAUCUAGAGGCAACAUUCAGAACUGAACUUCCAAAGUCAUAUAAAACCACUGUGAAACAUGUGGACCUAGAACUUACCAUAACUCCAGAACCUUCUCUGAAGGAUGGAUCAGUUCCAUUACCACAAGAAGACUUACGUCAGCCUAUAGACUCUACUGAGAAAGGUAAAUUUUCACAGAUUCAGACUAAUGCCCUUUCAAAACGUCCAUAUUUCUCCAAAACUGAAUCUCUAGCCUUCCAGGAGGCCAUAUCUCAGACAACACACCACUUUAAAGAGGUACACCUUUAUUCAACUCAACAGGAAGCCUCAGAACUGCCUCCGAGUCACAGUAUGGGAGUAAGACCUUUUUUACAUCAACAAAUAACCCUGUCUCAUCCCACAGACCUCCAUGAGAAUCCAAAACCAUUUCUAGCGCUGAAGCCCACUGUAGCUCAGACUUUAAAACUCCGUAGAAAAGGAAAAUUUUCUCUAACCCAUAAAGUGAUUCCACAGCGUCCAAAGCCACUGAAAAAUAUUGUAACUCACAUUCCAGCACACAAGAUGACUGUUCCAAGGCCAGAUCAGGAUCAAGUUGAGUAUACACUAUCACCUAAUGGUUUAUUUCAGCCUUUGGACCUAGAAGUUACUGUAACCCCAGGAAUUAGUCCAGAAACUAAACCUUAUAUACUACCAAAAAGAACUGUAAAUCCACAUUUUCAAGUAAAACUUCCACAUCCACAUCAUAGUGAGUCUCAACAUCCAAACCCAACUAAAAACCCAAUUCAACCUUUGGAUCUAGAAGUCGCCGUAAAUCUAAAACCUAAGGAGAAACUUUCUCAAACUAUGCAAGAGACCACAAAUCAAGUGACGGAACUUCCAGAAGAGAGUUUAACUCAAGGUCUAGAAUAUCAUGAGAUGACAAUUCCAAUACCAACUCAGGAUCAAGCUAAGUAUCCGGCAUCACUUACUGUCUCAUUUCAGCCCUUAGACCUAGAACUCCCCCUAACUUCAGAGCCUGCCAGAGAGCCUCAGCAUCCUACAGUCCCACAGGACCCUCCGCAUCCAAACCCUACUGAAGCCAUAGUUCAGUCUUUGGAACUGGAACUCACCAUAACUCAUAAAACUACUGCUGAGGGAGAACAUUCUCAAACUAUUCCAGAGACCACAAGUCUAAUUUCAGAACCACCUAAGGAGGUUGUAGCUCAAGAGCAGGAAUAUCAAGAGGCGACAAUUCCAACAGAAACUGAGCAUCAAGUAGUUCCUUCAUCUCAACCUUUGGAUCUGGAACUCACCAUAACUUCAGAGUCUACCAGAGAGCCUCAGCAUCCUACAGUCCCACAGCACCCUCCGCAUCCAAACCCUACUGAAGCCACAGUUCAGCCUUUGGAACUGGAACUCACCAUAACUCAUAAAACUACUGCUGAGGGAGAACAUUCGCAAACUAUUCCAGAGACCACAAGUCUAAUUACAGAACCACCUAAGGAGGUUGUAUCUCAAGAGCAGGAAUAUCAAGAGGCGACAGUUCCAACAGAAACUGAGCAUCAAGUAGUUCCUUCAUCUCAACCUUUGGAUCUGGAACUCACCAUAACUUCAGAGCCUACCAGAGAGCCUCAGCAUCCUACAGUCCCACAGCACCCUCAGCAUCCAAACCCUACUGAAGCCACAGUUCAGCCUUUGGAACUGGAACUCACCAUAACUCAUAAAACUACUCCUGAGGGAGAACAUUCUCAAACUAUUCCAGAGACCACAAGUCUAAUUAUAGAACCACCUAAGGAGGUUGUAGCUCAAGAGCAGGAAUAUCAAGAGGCGACAAUUCCAACAGAAACUGAGCAUCAAGUAGUUCCUUCAUCUCAACCUUUGGAUCUGGAACUCACCAUAACUUCAGAGUCUACCAGAGAGCCUCAGCAUCCUACAGUCCCACAGCACCCUCCGCAUCCAAACCCAACUGAAGCCACAGUUCAGCCUUUGGAACUGGAACUCACCAUAACUAAUAAAACUACUGCUGAGGGAGAACAUUCUCAAACUAUUCCAGAGACCACAAGUCUAAUUUCAGAACCACCUAAGGAGGUUGUAGCUCAAGAGCAGGAAUAUCAAGAGGCGACAGUUCCAACAGAAACUGAGCAUCAAGUAGUUCCUUCAUCUCAACCUUUGGAUCUGGAACUCACCAUAACUUCAGAGCCCACCAGAGAGCCUCAGCAUCCUACAGUCCCACAGCACCCUCCGCAUCCAAACCCUUCUGAAGCCACAGUUCAGCCUUUGGAACUGGAACUCACCAUAACUCAUAAAACUACUGCUGAGGGAGAACAUUCUCAAACUAUUCCAGAGACCACAAGUCCAGUUACAGAACCACCUCCAGCCCCAGUAUAUCAGGAGAUGAAAGUUCCAACACCAGGUCAGGAUCAAAUUGAGUAUCCAACAACACAUGUUGUAUCAUUUCAGCCUUUGGAUCUGGAACUCACCAUAACUUCAGAGCCUACAAGAGAUGCUAAACAUCCUACAACUCCAAAGCACCCUCUGGUGAUAUAUCCAGAAAGUAUUCACUCUCAACAUCCAAACCCAACUGAAGCCACAGCUGAACCUUUGGAUUUGGAACUUACCAUAGCUCCACAGCUUACUACUGAGGGAGAAUUUUCUCAGAGCAUUCAAGAGACCACAACCCAGAUUACAGAACCACCUAAAGAGGCUGUAUCUCUAACCCCAGUAUAUCAGGAGGUGACUGUUCCAAUACCAACUGAGGAUCAAGCUGUUGUAUCAUUUAGGCCUUUGGAUCUAGAACUCACCGAAAGUUCAGAGCCUACUAGAGAGCCUCACCAUCCUACAACUCCAAGGGAGACUACAGUUCCUCCUCCAGAGUACCCUCUGGUGAUAUAUCCAGAGCCUGUUCACAGUAAGCACACAACUCAGAUACCUGAAGUCACCGUUCAGCAUUUGGAUCUAGAACUUACUGUAACUUAUCAACCUAUUAAUGAGGGAGAGCUUUCACAAAGUAUGCACGAGAGCACAACUCAGAUUACAGCACCACCUAAAGAGGGUGUAGUUCAAGAGGUGACAGUUCCAAUACCAAUUCAGGGUCAAGCUGAGAAUCCAGCACCACCCAGGAUCUCAUCUCAGCCUUCUCAGCCUCCUACAGGAACUCACUUUCGUCCAACUCCACAGGAGACUAGUGUUCAUCGUUCAGAUCACAGUGUGAUCCUGAACCCAGAAGUUUUCGCUCCUCGUACAAGAACUCCAACUAAAACUGUAGUUAACCUUGAUCAUAACUCAUCUACUCUAGAAAACAGUCCUGAAAAUUUGCAGAGGACCACUGCUGAAGUUAGAAAACCACCUAAUGAGUUUGUCGUUCAAACUCGAGGAUAUGAGGAGGGCAUGGUUCAAGGUCUAAUUCAGAGUAAAGCUGAGUAUCUAACAAAACCAUAUCAUCCCUUAGACAUGGAACUCACUGUAACUGCAGAGCCUACUACAGAGGGUCCUCAUCCCACAGCUCUCAGUGAGACUACAGAUCGUCCAGUGCAUUCUCAAGUGACACCUCUAGAACAGGUUCACAUUCAGCCUCCAAACACAACUGAAAUCACGGUUCAUCCUCCAGAUUUGGAAGUUACCAUAACUCAUCAACCUACUACUGAGGGAGGACUCUUUGAACCUGUGCAAAAGACCUCUCAGCCUCCACAGCCGCAUGAGGGGCUUGUUACCAGAGCUCCAGGGUUCCAUGAUAGUAAAGCUGCAAUGCCAAGUUAUCAAACUCAGCAUACAGUGUCACCUGAGGUCCAAGUUUACCAUCUUGAUGUGGAGCAUGCUUUAACUGAACUAUCUAAGAUAGAGAGUGAACCUUUGGAAGCCCCAGGGAAUAUUACUACCCUUCCUCUAAAUAACCCUGAAGAGGUACUCCCACUUGAUGAGAAGAUUCAGGUUCAAAAUUCAAACCUAACUCAAGUCACAGCUCAGUAUUUACACUCAGAAUUUUCAAUAACUCGACAACCUAAUACAAUGGUUAAAGGUUCUGCCCCUAUGAAGGACUCCCCAGCUCACACUUCUGAGAUACCUAUGGAGACCGAGGCUCAAUUUCUAGAACAUUUUGAGACAGCAGCUCUAACUUUAGUUCAUGUUGAAGCUCAGCGUUCAGAUUCAUCAACUAUAGAGACUAAACCUUCUCAAGUCCUAGAGACUGCAGCUGCUUCUACAGAGGCUGCACAGUAUGGAGUCUCAACAACUACAGCUGCUUCUCCAGAAGCUGCACAUUCUACAGUCCCAACAACUACAGCUCCUACUCCAAAGUGCCCUGAAAUUACACUUCCACCUACAGAUCAGUUUUCGAAAAUGGAACUUACCAUAACUCCAUAUUCUGAAAAUUCCACUACAGAAAAAGAUUUAACUAUGGAACAAAAUGCCUACAUGUACAUCAACCUAUGUGAGUUCUGCUUGUGUGAAAAUGAGACACUGCUGUGUGUUCAUCUCAGCCCAGAGCGGAGACUCCACCAAGUGCCUGUGCCAAAGCCCGACUCCUACAACGACACUUUUACUAACUUGAAUUUCCAAGGAAAUGAUAUUUCUUACAUUGACAAAAAUGUAUGGAGAGCAUACCGUUGGGCUGAGAAACUAAACCUCAGUGAAAAUCACCUGACUGAAUUACAUAAGGAUUCAUUUGAAGGCCUGCUAUCCCUCCAGAUUUUGGAUUUAUCCUGCAAUAAAAUACGCUAUAUUGAAAGAGGGACAUUUGAAUCAUUACCUUUUCUGAAGUAUAUGAACCUUGGGUGCAAUUUACUUACUGAACUGAGCUAUGGAACAUUUCAAGCAUGGCAUGGAAUGCAGUUUUUACAGAAGCUAAUUCUCAGCCGUAAUCCUCUCACAAUUGUUGAAGAUCCCUACUUUUUUAAAUUGCCAGCAUUAAAAUAUCUAGACCUGGGGACAACACAAGUACAGCUGACAACGCUUGGGAACAUUCUCAUGAUGACCCUGCAACUGGAACAGCUAAUCUUACCUAGACAUAUGGCCUGCUGCCUCUGCAAAUAUAAAGCUGAUAUUGAGGUUGUCUGCAAGACAGUCAAACUGCAUUGCCAUACUGGAUGUCUGACAAACACCACACAUUGUCUUGAAGACGCAUCUAUAGGGAACCCAGAAGGAGCAUUCAUGAAGGUGUUGCAGACCCGGAAGGAGAAUAACAGCACUGAACUCAUUAUUGAACCAGAGACGGGCUAUUCAGACCAAGAAAAUGCUAAGAACUCCAGCUCCAUGGAAGAAGAGAUCGACUUUAAUGAUGAAAAUGAUCUUAUGAGUGCCCUGAAUUACAUACUGCCAUAUUUCUCUGAGGGAAAUCUGGAAGAUGUCGUAUCAACAAUGUUACCAUACAUUAAACUGCUGUUUUCUCAAGACCAAGAUUCGGAGAGUUCCUUGGGAUCUUUGCAGAAUGAUACACAAAGUCUUCUUCCUACAAAUGAAUCUGAAUCUGGUAACUUCACUAACAAAAAUAAAUUGAAUAAACUUUAUUUUCUAGAAAAGUUAUUAAAUGAAGAAAUUGAUGAGGUUAAAAAGGAAGAGGAAACUAUACUACAUAAGGAGAAGUCUAAUAAUUCAGGUAAAAAAUUUAAGCGAAAAAUAUUUCAAAAGAAAUGGGCACCUGCCCAGGCAGAGGAAAACAGUCUCGCAGAGAUUAAGAAGGCAGAGAAAAGACUCCACAGCCUGAACAGAGUGCUCAAGAGGACAGGAAUACAGAAAAGGCACUUUAAGGGAGUGAGUGACAAGAGCCUGUGGAAUAAGCAGAGUGUCCAGACACCUGUGGAGAGUAUUGCCAAAGACUGGCAGCUCAGGAGCCCACCCACAGCGGAGUUGCAGCAGCUCAGUCUGGUUCAGAAGCCCAGGACGUUAGUGGGAAAUUCCUUCCACCCAGAGCCCUUGCUCCCAAAGGAACAUGGGGAGGCAGUGUCUUCUUCCCCAGAACAGUCGCUGGUGGACAAGACUCCCACUACAAAAUCGCUGCCUGAGUUCAUAGACAGACGAAAAGACUUGUCUUACACCAUUUUCAUUUUAGAAAGUGCAAAUGCCAAUGUGAAAAGAACAAAGGGGUCUAGCCCUAGUUUACUGUCUGAAAAGAGACACAGAAACCUUAGGAAGAAAAACUAUCAUUUCCGGUUGAUUGCAAAGAGUCCAGCAUCCUCUGCGGUGAGGAGCCUGGUAAAUUCCCCUGCAGAAGGGGUCUUUUCAUCUUUAGGAGACCUGAGUUAUGCAGAAAAGCCUUUUGCACAAUUAGAUGCUGCCUUAGAACCUCCUUCCAAAAAACCUCUGGCUGCAUCUGAUAUUGAUAAUAUUGAAGAACACAUCUUUGAAUCAACCACCCCUAUGUCUGAAGAACCUAUAUCCGAAAAUAUAUUCCCUGAAACUACUGCUGUAGAGUCUUUUGGGCCUACAUACAACUUAAUUCCAACAGGUAUCACUGCGCCUGAAGAAACUGCAUCAGAAAAUAUACCCUCUGAGAAUCCUAUUGUAGAGUCUAAUGUGCCUACCUCCGAUUUAAUUCCAACAGACAUCACUAUGCCUGAAGAAGCUGCAUUAGAAAAUAUACCCUCUGAAAAUCCUGCUGUACAGUCUAAUGUGCCUGCAUCUGAUUUAAUUACAACUCUUCAGCAAGCCAGCAAGCCACAGUUAGACUUCAUCUUGGGGCCUGACUCCCAUGAAUUUGCAUACUCGCUGAUGUCACCAGGUGAACGCUUUGAAUCUCAGCUAAACCAGCAGCUGCGGCCCCUCAUCCCCAACAACAACGUGAGAAGGCUUAUUUCUCACGUUAUCAGGACUUUGAAGAUGGACUGCUCUGAUCCCAGUGUGCAACUGUCCUGUGCCAAGCUUAUCUCCAGAACCGGCCUCCUGAUGAAGCUUCUCAGUGAGCAACAAGAAUCCAAAUCGUCCAGGGCCGACUGGGAUACAGACCAGUGGAAAACUGAGAACUACAUCAAUGAGAGCCCAGAAACCAAAGGUGGACAGAAGGGUCUGGAACCAGGUCAGCGCACAAAAGAAGUUCCGGGAUACAGCUACAACAACAAAGUCAUCUUGGCAAUAUCUGUAACUGUAGUAGUGACAGUGUUGAUUAUCAUUUUCUGUCUCGUUGAGGUUUAUUCCCACAGAACAAAAGAGGAAGAUGAAGAAAAGUCCAUAGGGAGUAAGAAAUGCUACAAGGACAGUGAGAGUCAGGAAGGAUUUUUCUGGCUAAGGUGGCCACAGUGGCUCACAGAUUUAUUCAAACGUGACAUACGAAAGAAGAGCAUGACUGAGGGAAUGCAGGUCAAGGAGUCCUCUGCAGAGGAGGAUACUACCAUUCAGGAUGUAUCAUGGGACGUCAAGGAAGAAGUGAUGCCACCGGACCUGAAACUGUCAGUCACUGAAGCAGAAGAGAGUGAAGGAGGUGAUGACGGUGAAGGCACAGAAUGAUCUGCUA